AUGGGCGCUGAGCCAGAGCUCGUGCCCCUCCGCCCCGAGGCCGCCGUCAUCCUCGUGCCGUUCCCCGCGCAGGGCCACGUCUCCCCGAUGCUCCGCCUGGCGCGCGCCCUCGCCGCGCGCGGCGUCGCGGCCACCGUCGCCGUGCCCGACUUCGUCCACCGCCGCAUCGUCAGCGCCUGCGACCAGGCCGGCUGCGGAGACGGCGUCGGCGUGGAGCUCGCGUCCAUCGACAGCGGCGUGCCGGACGACGGCGAAGGCGAGCCCCCGGGCUUCGCCAGCUUCGUGCACACCAUGGAGCACCGCAUGCCCGCCAGCCUGGAGGAGAUGCUGAUGACGACUCGCCGCGACGUGGGGUGCCUCAUCGCCGACGUCCUGGCGUCGUGGGCGGUCCCCGUCGCCGCCCGGUGCGGCGUGCCGGCCGUGGGCUUCUGGCCGGCGAUGCUGGCGACCUACCGCGUCGUGGCGGCCAUCCCGGAGCUCAUCGACAAGGGGUUGAUCUCAGAUUCCGGCAUUCCCAUAUCGACCAAAAGAUUAAACAAUGGCGAACAGAAAGUAAACGGAGACUACCAGAUUGGCGACGGCCUCCACGUAUUGCCUGGAGUGCUAGAGCUGAGUACGGCAGAACUGCCGUGGCUCGUGGGCGACGCAGCGUGCCUGAAAUCAAGAUUCGCCUACUGGCUCUGGAUCAUGGAGCGCGCAAAGGGCCUCCGCGCCAUCCUCGUCAACACCUUCCCCGCUGAAGCUGUCGCCGGCGACGACUCCGCCAAGCACCUUCAUGCGUCACAGGCUCCGCAGAUCCUCCAAGUCGGACCACUGCCAACAAAUGGCAGCUUCAGUUGCGGCACCAAAGACGAUCUGCUGCGUGAUGACUCGCCACCCGUCAAGAACCCUAGCAUGUGGCAAGCGGACGAGACCUGCAUGGAGUGGCUAGACCAGCAGCGUGCGGGGUCGGUGAUCUAUGUCUCGUUCGGAAGCUGGGUCCCGUCGAUCGGGCGAGACGCGAUCAACGAGCUCGCGCUGGGUCUGGAGGCCACCGGCCGGCCGUUCAUGUGGGCGCUCAAAGACGAGCCGUCGUGGCGAGAAGGCCUCCCCAGCCAGUACGCGGAGGCGGUCGCCGGCCGUGGCAAGAUCGUCGAUUGGGCGCCGCAAGAAGACGUCCUCCGACACAGGGCUCUCGGGUGCUACCUGACGCACUGCGGGUGGAACUCCACGCUGGAGGCCAUACAGCAUGGGGUGCGCCUGCUGUGUUACCCUGUGUCCGGCGAUCAGUUCAUCAACUGCGCUUACAUCGUCAAGAUGUGGCAGACGGGGAUCAGGCUUUCGAGCACGAAGAGAAGUGUCGUGGAAGAUUGUGUCGAGAAGAUCAUGGAAGGAGAAGAGGGAAGGCGUAUGCAGGACAAGGUUGUGGUGUUGAGGCAAAGAGUCAUGAUGGGUGAGGCGAGAUGCGCGGCGAAGAGAAACCUAGACUCUUUUGUGGAUGGAAUCAUGAGAGGUGACUUUGUGUUAGGGCAAUUAUAAGUUUAUAAAAUCACAAAAAAUGUUUGUGGAUUUUUUU
Molecule: messenger RNA, 1555 nt
Organism: Setaria italica (foxtail millet)
Lineage: Eukaryota; Viridiplantae; Streptophyta; Magnoliopsida; Poales; Poaceae
Product: UDP-glycosyltransferase 82A1
Exons: 2
Coding region: 1-1518 (505 amino acids)
Molecular function (GO): UDP-glycosyltransferase activity
Source: RefSeq, a predicted model, not a curated record